Molecule: messenger RNA, 3206 nt
Organism: Coturnix japonica (Japanese quail)
Lineage: Eukaryota; Metazoa; Chordata; Aves; Galliformes; Phasianidae
Source: RefSeq, a predicted model, not a curated record
UCUGAGAUAAAUAAGGCCACUUCUGAGAGGUGGGGGUACUUAGAAAACGAGAUUUAAUAAGGAAUAUAUGGGGAGUUUUGUAAUAUUUAAUGUAACAGUGUCAGAAUUCUCCCGUGUUUGUUUUUUUGUCUAAUUCUUAAUGAAACAGCAGUGAAUGUCUAACUCUUAAUUCAGAUUGCUAAAAUACAUCUGCUUUUCAGUUGCUUUUCAGAAGUAAUAGCAGUAUAUUUUGCUAAUGAGCUAGUGAAAAUUAGGAAUUUAGAAUACGUACUUAACACUUUUAUGGAUCAUUGUAAGUAAUGGGCAUUUUAGCCCUUCUUGCUUUUCUUCUGUCACUAGCAAUUGUUGUCCACUUUUGGACUUGUCAUGGUUACAACUGUAGAUAGACUUAAGUGUAAGUUUUCAGUCAGGAGGCAGCAGGAGCUCUGUGAGCUUGCCCGGGAGUAGAAGAUUUUUAAUGAAGCCAAAACUUUUGUGUGAGACCUUGGCUUAAUUUGCAGUUAAACUCUGUUCUACUUUACAAGACUGAGUCUCACAGCUUACCAGGACUGAUGUCCUGGAAGUCAAACAAAUGAGAAGACUUGCCCACAGACAUACAUAAGUAGCUGUAGGAAUUCAUGUUUUCUUCUCCCUCAAGCUCAGAAGUAAAGAGUCUGCUUGGCUCUACUUUCAUUUCAGAAAUAAAGUUGACAAAGAACAGAAACAAGAUGGCAUCUAUGCUUCAAAAUGUCAGGUCAACAAUGGGCUGGCAGAAACACCUGCUUUUAAAUGACUAUGAUGAGAAUAAGAGCCCUGUGCCAGACAAAUUCAGGAGAAAAGCUUCUUUCAGUUCUCUUAAUACUCUUCGCAUGUCUCUAAGAAAGCGAAUACCAUUAAAACAAGUGGAGCUGAAUUUCCACGAGACACCACUUUGGGAAAACAUGGAGGCAAGCAAGAUGAGUCAAAUGCUCCAAAGUAUUACAAAAACAGCAAGAAAUGCUCUUGGAACAGUGUCACAGAAAAUACAGAAGACUUGCCAAAGCCCAGUAUGUUCAACUGCGACUUUUCCAGCUGAAUACAGCUCUGCAACUGGUUUUUCCAAGAAAAGAACAGUGCAAACACCGUGCCUCAGUAUGAACAGUGUUAUUCCAGCAGCUAGUUCCAAGUGUACUCCAGAGUCCAGCAGAAGAUUUUUGCUUGCGCCAACAAGGGUGUCAAAACAUAAAGAAUUGAGGGGUUUCCCAUCCUUGCAUGGUGAAGAUGCUGUCCCGCUCUUGAGAUCAAGGAGAGCAUCGGCAGCACUGAAGAGCGUCUAUUUGUCACCUGUUCCUGCCAGCAGAAGAAUAUCAGCGGCAGGAAAGAAAACCUCAUCAGUAUGAUAAGAAGCCUUCCCUGCUCUAACAUCUUCUCUGACACCUCUGCAAGCAGUGAACUGACUGGAGGAAGAUGGAGUAUGCUCUCUGGUCUACCUGGUGCAAUCUCCUCCUAGCUGCAGAGGCUAAGGAAAGAAAUGGACACAAUCAGAAUAAAAACACACAGUGGACCAUGAUAAAACACUGAAAACUACUUAAAAGUUAUGGCUUGAACGGCUGUGAAACUACUGUGAAAAAUGUAAACGCGAAGACUGCUUCUGUGUAGUUCAUUUAGCUUUUGCAGCUGGCUACCUUGGCAGCAGAGAUUAAAAACCCCAGGCUCCAGUAACAGAAGUUACCUCUUCCUAAUGAACAUGAACCACUAAAAUCUUAACAUUCUUCCUAAGUUUUCAGCAAAAAAAUUUCCUCUUCCCUUACAGGAAGCAUUAUAAAAAACUACUGAUGUGCCAGAGAUCUUUCAGGAUAUUUGAAAUACGUAACUCAGAAACUUGCUAAUCACCAUCAUUUAUACACUAUUUUUCUGGUUGCCUCUUAAGACAAAAGCCACAAAGCUGUCCUUCAAAAAGCAAACUGAAAAUUUUGUGUGAACUGGGAAUUAUUGGACUUACUUCUGCACCACCCUCAUAGUUUUUCAUGGCACUGUUUCUCUGUUUUACGUACCGACUUUGAAAUCAUUAACAACAUCCUUCUCCCAGUGCUAAAAAACUUAGGGAGGGAAGUCAAACAAAUACAGAAACAGCUUAAGAAGUCAUGUGUUGACUGUAAGCUUUCUCAGGGUAAACAGUUUGAUUUGAACUUUAAAAGAAAACUGGUUUUGUGCUGUAGCAACUUCAUUGCAGGUUUUGAAACAUACAUCAGUUCUAUCAUAAAAGUUAUGAUCAUUAAUUUAGCACGGUGGAAAUAGUUGCAUAAAGAACCAGCAAACUGCAGCUAUGUUAAACUAACUACAACAUUUAGUUUAGAAAUAUUAUCACUUACGGAAAAUUUCACACGUUUUACUUCUAGUAAGAAAAAGAUCGAAAAGAAGUAAGAAGGAAAACACACAUUUGGCACCUCCAUUCUUUGAAGCUCAACUACUGCAACUUUGAUUGCUAUAGAUUGUCUUAGCAGAGCACUUGCUGUAAAGCAUGAGAAGGUACAUGAUUUACUCCAUUAGCAUUUAUUUUUUAUCCUGCAGAUUAAAGAUUCUAGUCAGAAUAAUGGAAAAAGUGACUGCUCUGCAGAUCUCAGACCCCUUAGUAAAAAGGCUCCCUUAAGGCUUCCAUCUUAGAAUCUGUGUCUCAGUCUGAAAUGGUCAGAGACACACAGUUCACACAUUUUACACAGUCACCAAGUUUCACAAAAAUCACACUGUUUUGUACACCUGCACAUCACUUUGCAUACAGCAACACUGACUACUUCAAACUGUGGCAGAGAUGUUUAUUACUAACAUUAAGCGUUUAUGAUUUGGUUCGCAGGCAGAGUUCUAUUUACUUGAUGUCCAGCACCUUAUGCAGCAUGAGUGCCUAUAUUAGUGUAUGUUGACCAACAGUAUAAGCUGAAAAGAAAUCCUGGACUCAAGGCACCCAAAAAUCAUCUUGCUGUACAGAUCCUGAUGACCCACUAUUGUACUCUCACCUCUGCUUCCCUUACAAAUGUAUCACUAUCAAAAGUGAACUGGCAAGAGAUGAAACUAAUGGUUUAAGUGUGAACUUUCUCUGUAACCUAUAGGACCUACUGUUUAUAUUGUUCUGGGUGCAGCUAGUUAGCUGAUACUACAAUCCUUCUUUCAAGUAAAAAGCCUGUAGCAGCUUUUUCUCUUAUUGUACGUUUUAUUGAAUCUGUUGUAAAAAAUAACUAAAUAACUGAAGACUA